Messenger RNA from Helobdella robusta, 2673 nucleotides. RefSeq lists its product as hypothetical. The record is from RefSeq and is a predicted model, not a curated record. NCBI's taxonomy places the organism in Eukaryota, Metazoa, Annelida, Clitellata, Rhynchobdellida, Glossiphoniidae. The coding region runs from base 157 to 2448 and encodes 763 amino acids. The transcript is spliced from 4 exons. Gene Ontology annotation, biological process: regulation of apoptotic process; apoptotic process.
AUAUCGCUCGGGUAGUUGAUCGUACGAAGGAUAUUAACUGGAAAUUUGAUUAAAUUACGAUCGGAUCGUUUGCAUUGAAAAGAUAUUUUUAAUAAAACAAAAUUAAAUCAUAGGCAGUCAUUAAAAUUGUAAAUUAAAUUCAAAAAUUUUAAAAAGAUGUCAUCAAUUUCGAGUGAGGAAUUCUCCUACCAAACCAGGGUGGUCGUUUACAAUUUUUUAGGUUUGGUCCCCGCUCAGACGUCUGCCACGAUGAAAAGUGAACUUUCGGGAGAUGGAGAAUGGCAGAAUGAAAGUUUGAAAAAUUUGCCUUCGGUUUCGCUGAUUGACAAAUUGAAAGAUUCAGAGGCACAUCUUGCAAGGGUCCGAUGCGUAAAUGAGGAAGUUAAGCAGAAAGUCAGAAAGUUAGACUCAGGUUCUGAAGGUAGAAAGCCGGAAAAGCAUGUUUUCAGUGAUUAUCUGUUCAAGGAACUCUUGCAAAAAUCUUCUGAAAGAAGAAAUCCUGCCAGCAUGGCAACAAUUGCAGAAGAUGAAAAUAUCUAUCCAACUGUUACUGUCAUAAAGAAGCGAAAAAAUUAUAAAAUAUUUGAAUCACCUUCGGUUUCUUUGAAGAAUCAUUCUCAAAAAGAUUUUGACAAGAAUAACAGGUUCUAUAAUUUCAAACCUAUAUCUCCUGUGUCCUCUUAUAAUUAUUCAACAACACAUCUGAAAUCAGAUAAAUUUGAUGGAAAAACAUUUUCAAAUAAUGAUAUUCUUGAUUCUUUUGAUUCUCCUUCUUUUGAAACUGAUUCCCCGCUAAGUCCCAAAAUCUCGACAACAGCUAACAGUCGACAGAACAGUGUAAGCAUGUCUACCAGCAGCAAGCUCUGUAGCACGUACUUCGACAUCACUGAUCUAAACGAUGAGGAAGUCAUCAGCUCACCAGAUCUUCCUUCAAGUACAUUGGAGUUGAAGAAGGAAAUUAACAAGGCCCUCACUGAACUUGAAGACGAGUACUUGAGUUCAACCUCCUCCUCGCGCAGACUCUCCGUCAUGUCCCCGGUCUUGCUACCUCAAGUAAGAGGUGACGAAAACAUUCCGCCACCACCACCUCCAAUAUAUGGAGUCUCAGGGUCAUCAUUACCAUUGAAUAAUUCCUCUCCACCAUCACCUUCUCCUCUUCCUUCCUCAUCGUCAUCAUCAAUCCGGAUCCCGGAAAGUGAAGUUGCCGAACGAUUGAGGGCCCUUGGAGAUCAAGUGAACCUCGAAUACGAAGCUGAUUUGAAUGCAGCAGUUCAGGACGUCAUCUGGCACUUGAAUGGUGCUCAUGAGGAAAUAGAAUUCGUCCUCAGACGGGCCGUCCAUUCACUGGUUACUAAAAUUGAAUCCGGCUGGUCGAGAGUGGCUCUGCUGUUAGUGUUGGGCCAGAGGAUAUUAUUCGAUUGUCUAAGAGAUGGUGUCAGGUACACAAGAACCAUUGCAGAGUCCAUCGCGAACAUGCUCGAGACAGAGGCCGGAGACUUCAUAGUCAACAAUGGGGGCUGGAACACAGUGACAGAGUUGGAAAUGGGCAGCAGCAGUAUUGCUAGCCAGUAUCUGACCUUUGACCGUGAAGAUGGGGAAGAUGCCGCCGACACCAUCACGACAACCAGUAAGAACGUAGAUGAGAAUGACGUCAUCAAAAUGACAACCAAUAAAAGCGAAGGCGAUGAUGAAGAUGUCAUUGUUGUUGAAACCACAACAAUCAAUGACAACGACUAUGUUAAUAUUAAUAAUGGUAGUGUCGGUGAUGUUAUUAAGCAGCAACAAAAUGGGAAAACCCAAAAUGGCGAAAGCGAUAGAGAGAAAGAAACAAAAAACGACGUUCGUGACAUCAUUUCGUCUUUCGAAGCAAGCAGCAACGACAAUGAUGAUGACAACGCCAAAGAUAAAAAACCAACAAGAGGCAAUCAUCAUCUAGAUGAUGAAAAUUUUAAAAAUAUAAACGGAGAGAACAAAAAUAAAGGACUUGGAGCCAUCUGUGAUGAUGAACACGCAAGAGAGGACGAACGAAGCCACGAUAAUAUGACCGAAAGGGUUAAGGAUGUUGUCAGUGUCAGAAAUAUCAUUAAAAUGUUUGAAGUUGGAGAUAAUAAGAAUGAACAUACAAAAUACACAUCAACAACAGCAACAACGACAACGUCAGUAACAUUAACUACAAUAACGUCUGUCACAUCAACAUCAACAACUCCAUCCUCAUCACAACAAAACCAGCCAUCAACAAAAACAUAUCACCCCCACCACUUAUACGGUAGUGACGUAGAUGGAAACGACGCCGACGAUGAUGACGUGGAAGAUAUAAAAAAGGAAAAGGAUGAGGAAGAUACUAAAUAUAGACUUCUAGAUAAUUUAGCCUUUAAAAAUGCGUUCAAUGUAUCUUUAGUCCUGGGGUCGCUAGUUAUUCUUUGGUACAUUUUUAAUAAAUGUAAAUGAUUUGGUUUUCAUUUAUUUAUUGAUUGAUUUUUCAAGAAUUAUUUUCAAAAGGUUCAACCUAAUUCACUUGAUGUAUAAUUGCACAUGCAAUCUCACCUUUGUUUGUUAAGUUUUAAACUCUCGUUUAAUUUUCGUUACAUUUUGUUCGUUGUUAGAUAUUUAACUUUAUCUAUAUUUAACAUAAAGUAUAUAUGCACUUAUGUAUCAAAAUUGUUUGUUUUUUUU